ACACACGGUCGUUUUAUAUACUUCACUCCUGCAUAGUUGUCUUUCUUCUGCUCCCGCGCCGUUUGUAAACCUUCUCUGCUUCACCUCGUGACAAUGGUGAGGGUUAGUGUCUUGAAUGAUGCUCUGAAGAGCAUGUACAAUGCUGAGAAGCGGGGGAAGCGCCAGGUCAUGAUUAGGCCAUCCUCAAAAGUGAUUAUAAAAUUCCUUUUGGUGAUGCAGAAGCAUGGGUACAUUGGAGAGUUUGAGUAUGUUGAUGAUCACAGAGCUGGAAAAAUUGUUGUUGAGUUGAAUGGUAGACUGAACAAAUGUGGGGUUAUUAGUCCCCGUUUUGAUGUGGGUGUCAAAGAGAUAGAAGGUUGGACUGCUAGGUUGCUCCCCUCAAGACAGUUUGGGUAUAUUGUUUUGACUACCUCUGCUGGUAUCAUGGAUCAUGAAGAAGCUAGGAGAAAGAAUGUUGGUGGCAAAGUUCUUGGUUUCUUUUACUAGUUUAGUUUCCUUUGAAGAUUUUGCACUACUUUCAAUUUGAGACUCAUCGGUUGUAAUGAACCAUAUGCUGGUCCCGUAGUAUUAUUAGUAUAGCAUAGCAGGAGCUGUUUUUCUGGUGUGCUUUGUUUUGUUUGCAAAACCAAUUUGGUCGCUAUGAUUUAUCUGAUUUCCUUCUUUAUUUUUCUUUUGCCAAAAUGUAUUGGCUGAAAUGACUCAUGUGGCCGCAUUAGCGAUGAUUUAAUCGGUAUUAUUAUUACUAUACCAGCGGGAAUUAUGAUAUUGCAUUGAUUUGUAUUCUCAACCAUUGUUUUUUAUUUCAAAUAGCGUGUCUAAAAUUAUUUUUC
This is a messenger RNA of Abrus precatorius (Indian licorice), 830 nucleotides long. Its product is annotated as 40S ribosomal protein S15a-1. NCBI's taxonomy places the organism in Eukaryota, Viridiplantae, Streptophyta, Magnoliopsida, Fabales, Fabaceae. Gene Ontology annotation, molecular function: structural constituent of ribosome. Gene Ontology annotation, biological process: translation. The record is from RefSeq and is a predicted model, not a curated record. Gene Ontology annotation, cellular component: ribosome; cytosolic small ribosomal subunit. The coding region runs from base 94 to 486 and encodes 130 amino acids. The transcript has 4 exons.